AUGUUAAUAAUAUCCAAAACUAGAACCUCUUUAUUUUUAUUUAUUCAAAAUAAUAUAUUAAUUAAUUUAUUUAAUUUAUUUAUUUUAUUAAUAUUUAUUUGUUAUGGAAAUACAAAUAUUCCACAAACUGUUUUGGCUAAUGAAAAUGCUAAAAGACUUUUUGAUGAUUUAAUGAUGUCAUAUAAUAGACAUAGAAGGCCAGCAAUUUAUCCAAAUGAAGCAAUUAAUGUUUAUUUAAGGCUUAGACUUUCACAAAUUAUUGAUGUGGUAAUUAUUUUAAAAAAUUAUUAUUAA
Meloidogyne enterolobii is the source of this 294-nucleotide messenger RNA. NCBI's taxonomy places the organism in Eukaryota, Metazoa, Nematoda, Chromadorea, Rhabditida, Meloidogynidae. The record is from the annotation of a GenBank genome assembly.